This is a messenger RNA of Poecilia reticulata (guppy), 2519 nucleotides long. RefSeq names its product transmembrane protein 88 b (gene tmem88b). Gene Ontology annotation, cellular component: plasma membrane. The record is from RefSeq and is a predicted model, not a curated record. Gene Ontology annotation, molecular function: PDZ domain binding. Lineage: Eukaryota; Metazoa; Chordata; Actinopteri; Cyprinodontiformes; Poeciliidae.
AAAGACCAGAGGAACUGUGAGAGCUAGUGUUUUCAUCAGCAUCUGUGCACACGGUGUUGGCAACUAAUUUAAAGUUGCAACUAGGACAAAAAAAAAGAGAGUAGAAUAUAGUGGCUGACAACAGAGAUAAAGGAGAGGAAAACCAGAAGGAGCAGCUGGAAACCACCAGAAAACCAAAAUCAGAACAGAAAAAAAAAAGCAGGAAAAACGACUGAAAGAAGAAAGAGCGCGGUUGAACCGAGCAGGAGAAACCAAGUGGCCUGCAGUCAUCCCGACGAGAGGCGAACCUGGAGGAGGAACAGCUAGAGGUCCAACGGGCCGCACAUCACAACUUCACGAUGAGUGUGAGCAGCACUCUGGAGAAGGGGGCCCACCACCAGGCCCUGGACCUCUCUGAGGAGCUGCCGCCUCACCUCCAUCACCACUCCAACCACCAGCAGCAUCUCCACCAUUCCAACUCCCUGGCGUCCACCACCGCUGUGGGCGGAGGUAGAGAAACCCCGUCGCGUGUGGUCAUACCUCCUCCGUAUUCCGCAGCCGAGAGCGGCGUUGGGGGCGGCGAGGCCCCUCUGGAGCUGCGUGGGUCGCUGGACUGCUGGGCCUGCUCGGUGUUGGUGACGGCCCAGAACCUGGUGAUUGCUGCCAUCAACGCUUGCCUCGCCGCCGUUGUGUUCGGCACCAUCCUGACCCCGGCCAUCGUCAUGGUUGUGUUCGGCUUCCUGUGUCACUCUACGGUUCGCCCCCACGGCACGACCCCCUACUGCUCCGACCUGCUGACUGACGGAGGCUGCGUGGCUCUGCUGGUGGUGGGCUUCCUCCUGGUCACCCCUCUGCUGGUCCUGGCGUUGGCCGCGUACUGCCGUCUGGCCCGACACCUCCAGCUGGGCCUGUGCUUCAUCCCGUACAGCCGGGCCGUGUACAAGAACCUGCCGGCCACCCAGCACCGCGGCCUGGGCACCGGCUGCUGCGGCGGCAGAGACGGAGGCGAGAGCGGCCGGAAGGGAAAGGUCUGGGUGUGAGAGAGGAGAGAGAUGGAGGCUGAGACGGAAAACGGGGGUGUGAGGAAGACUAUUUGAUGACACGAAAAGGGAAGCAGGAUGAAGGUUGGGUAAAAUGAUUCAGAAACAGGAGGAAAAAAUAAAACAAAAGCAGCAGAAUGUGUGUAAUGUCUCAUAUCAAAUCAGAACAAUACCUGGUGUGGGAGGUUACAGGUGUGUGUGUGUGUGUGUGUGUGUGUGUGAAGGACAGAUUCCAGUUGUACUGACAUCAUCCCGAUUACAUUUCCUUUAACUGGAACUCCCCUCUCUGUUAUAACCUUCAAUUAUUAAAAGUACAGAUUACGCUCCACUUAAUGGAUUUUAAUGAAUGCUGCCGGUUUGCAGCUGAUUAAACUAAAGGAUCAAAAUGAAACCACAGAUUGAAAACAAAAAACUGCCGCAAAAAAUGUGGCAAGUUUUAUGCAAAUGCAGCAUAUUUACCGGACAUGGAGCCGUCUGUGACUUUCCUGAAUAAAUCACAGGAAAGAGGAAAUCUGAAAAUAGCGCUGCGUGACGACACAGAACAGAUUUGUCUCUUAUCACAUUUACAUCAUCAUGGAAAACUUGUACUUGUGAGCUCGUAGUUUAUUGUUUAGCUUUGUGAACUUUGCCUGCAUCAUUUCCUUUUUUUUUUUUAUAAAUAAAGUUCUUGGAUUUUUCAAGAGUUGUUUCUUUUUUUAAAAAAAAAACCAGUGAGAGAAACUGACUUGAUGAAAUGCUUGUUCUAAUUUAACACGUUGGCUUUACUGGCAUAUUUACCUGAAUAUUCAGACAAUUCCUUGACCUGUGACCAGCUAAGCAGAGCUUUAUAAACCCACUCUGACUCAGAAUUACUGCUAUAUUCAUCACUAUGCAGCAUUUACAUCUAUACAUUCACCUUAAAUGGAAAAUAACAUGCAAAAUAAAAAUAAAAAUACAAUCCAGAGGUGGUCUGACAUUUUGAGGCAUACAGAAAUCUUAUUUUUCAAAUCUCGACGUUUUGGAUACAAGUUCAACAAAAUGAGCUUAACUACAAAAAUCUUGGUCAAACUUUGAACUGCUAAAUGAUAUAUUUCUCAAUAAAACCACUUGAAACAUAUUGAGUGUUCCUUGUUGAACGUCAAUAUAUACCAGGGAAAUAUUUGAUAAAAGCAUAGAUAUUGCACACUACAACAAAUUAGUGCGCAAUACAAAAUGCAGCUUUUUGUCUCCCUCUAGUGGUGAUAGACCAGAAUUAUCAGACGGCAAGAAAUAUGAGUGAAUUUUUGUUUUUAAAAAGUCUCCACAAAACCUCCUAUGAACAAAAUGAACAUUUGAAAGUAUAUGCAUAUGCAUGUUCUAUGAAUAUAACUCUGAAAAUCCAAGAGCGGUAUUAAACAUUGACAGUUUCGUUUUAGUUAGAUUCACCAUUUAACAUGAGAAAUUGUAUUUAAUUUUUCUUAAUUUUAACAUAUUUGUUAAAACUGUGGCUAAGUCAUCGCAGUAUCAGGAGGUAAAUAAUCU